Molecule: messenger RNA, 1692 nt
Organism: Lathyrus oleraceus (garden pea)
Lineage: Eukaryota; Viridiplantae; Streptophyta; Magnoliopsida; Fabales; Fabaceae
Product: PAP-specific phosphatase HAL2-like
Exons: 3
Coding region: 166-1545 (459 amino acids)
Biological process (GO): sulfate assimilation; phosphatidylinositol phosphate biosynthetic process
Molecular function (GO): 3'(2'),5'-bisphosphate nucleotidase activity
Source: RefSeq, a predicted model, not a curated record
AAGGUUAGUGAUGUCUGAGUAAUUAUCAUUGCUCAUCUUCCACUAAGUUUUGUUUCAAUAUCAAUUUCAACAUAAAGAAAAAUCACUACCAGUAGCAUUGAAUAUUGAUACCAAAUUCUAAGAUUGAAAGAGAAAUUAAUGUGUGUUGCGUAGUGUAUACACAACAUGUCUUUCUCUAACACAAUUAUCUCACCACCUAUGUUCUUGCCGCAAACAACUAGGUACAACACCCAUGAAUUCACAUUCACCCACGUUGUACAACCACAACCACUUGUACGAGGUUCAUGUUCCAUCUCAAGGAGCCGCAUUUGUUUUCUUUCGAAAUUCGACCAAACAUUCUCUUCACCUGUCAUGGAGGAAGAGGGUCAGAAAAAAUUGAAUCUUUUCUCAGAAUCAGAAGAAGACGAAGAAGGUUAUUCCAAGGAAUUGGAUGUUGCUGUUAGAGCAGUUCAAAUGGCUUGUUCACUUUGUCAGAGAGUUCAAGACAUUUUGAUUUCUAAAACCAAUCAUCAGGUUCAGUCUAAGGAUGAUAAUUCUCCUGUUACUGUUGCUGAUUGGAGUGUCCAAGCAGUUGUCAGCUGGAUAUUAUCCGAGUGUCUAGGAAGCGAAAACAUAUCAAUUGUAGCUGAAGAAGAUGUUCAUACUCUUUCCAAAUCUAAUGCAUCUGAAUUAUUAGAAUCAGUGGUUAACACUGUGAACGAAUGCCUAGCUGACGCGCCUCGAUUUGGUGUUGAGAAGCCAAAAUCGUCACUAACGACUUCAGAAGUUCUCGAAAUCAUUAGUCGGUGUAACUCAACUGGUGGUCCCUCUGGAAGAUUUUGGGUACUGGAUCCUGUUGAUGGCACGCUCGGGUUUGUUCGCGGAGAUCAAUAUGCUGUAGCUCUAGCGCUCAUAGAAAACGGAGAAGUGGUGCUUGGUGUUCUUGGUUGUCCUAAUUAUCCAAUGAGAAAAGAAUGGUUAGGCUAUCAACAUCGGUAUCAUAGGAUUGUAUCAAAGCUAACUUCUCCGAAUUCUGAAAGUUGGAACAAAGGUUGUGUUCUAUAUGCUAAAAAGGGUAGUGGAAAGGCUUGGAUGCAACCACUGAUCCAUGUGAAUAAGAUGUUUGUGUGGCCAAACCAUGCAAAACAGGUUUUUGUAUCUCCCAUUGACAAUCCAGCAUUGGCCACUUUUUGCGAACCAGUCGAGAAAGCCAAUUCAAGUCAUUCUUUUACCGAAGGAUUGGCUCACAGUGUUGGUCUCAGGAAACAACCGUUAAGAGUAUACAGCAUGGUGAAAUAUGCAGCAAUAGGGCGCGGAGAUGCAGAGGUUUUCAUGAAAUUUGCGAGGACGGGUUACAAGGAGAAAAUAUGGGAUCAUGCUGCUGGUGUUAUCAUCAUACAAGAAGCUGGUGGUGUGGUAACAGAUGCUGGAGGAUCUCCCUUAGAUUUCUCAAAAGGUGUAUAUUUAGAAGGGUUAGAUCGCGGUAUAAUCGCGUGUUCUGGCGCCUCAUUACAUGGAAAGAUCAUUGAUGCUGUUGAUGCCAGUUGGGGAUGUUCUAGCCUUUGAGACUUUUUCUAUAUGAAUGAAAUUAAAUGUAUAUAUAAAUAACAAAUAAUGCUAAUAGUUUGUUAUGGGUUGACAUAUUGCUAACACCAUCUGACGAAAUUUUGUCAAACUCACUGUCAAUUGAAAUAUUUGUCUUUGAAACCCUAA